AUGAGUAAGCUUAUCACAGUUGCUCAUAUCCAGUAUGAUUUUGAAGCUGUUCUAGAAAACGAUAAUGAAAAUGAUGAUCAGUUUUACAUUAAUGUUGACAAAAACAUGAACGAAAUCGAGGAGCACAAAAUAAUAGUAUUAGCAAAUAAAAGGGGCAUAGAUGCAGGCAAAGGGAAUGCAUUCAAAAAGAUAGACACCCAUUUAUACAAAGCGCGACUGGAUGAGCAAGAUUUUUUAUUCAAUACUAUCAAAAGAGAUUGUUCAAAGAUGCUCAAGAGCGCGAAUUAUACUGCUGUAGAUACAAUUAGAACUCAAAUGAGACGGUUUAUCCUAGGCACUACAGAAGGUGAUAUUAAAGUAUUGGAUUCGAAUUUUAAUUUAGAAAGAGAAAUUAGUCAAGCUCACGUUGGUGAAAUAACAAAACUAAAUUUCUUUCCAAGCGGUGAGGCUUUGAUAUCUGGCUCUCAAGAUAUGCGUUUGAAAAUUUGGGCAGUAAGAGAUGGCUCAAAUCCUCGCACAUUAACUGGACAUAAGGCAACAAUCACAGAUAUUGCCAUAAUAGACAGAGGAAGGAAUGUACUUUCUGCCUCAUUGGAUGGUACAAUUCGUCUAUGGGAAUGUGGUACAGCAGCAACGAUUCACACAUUCAACAGAAAAGAAAAUCCUUAUGAUGGUGUGAAUAGCAUAGCCUUGUUCGCGGGGGCAGAAAAACAAUCACUUGGGGUUCCUACUCUCAAGAAGAAUGAUUUAGAGUUUGGAACAUUUGGAAAAUAUGUUAUUGCUGGCCAUGUGUCUGGUGUUAUUACUAUACACGAUGUUUUUUCUAAAGAGCAAACUAUGCAACUUCCAAGCAAGUUCAUAUCUCCAUGUAAUUCAUUGGCAAUUGACGUAAAUAAUGUAAACUAUGUUUACGCCGGAUAUGAGAAUGGAAUGUUGGCUCAGUGGGAUCUAAGAUCACCAGAACGCCCAGUUGAUGAGUUUCUUAUUAGUGAGGGCAUUCCAAUAAACAAUAUUCACUUUGCUGCAGGAGCUUUGUUUGUCUCUUCUGGACAUGACACCAGCAUUAAGCUUGACAUCAUUUCAGACCCAAAAAGUGAACGGCCCGUUAUUGGAUUUGAAACGCCCACCUUUUUAGUCUCCAAUGACGAUGAAGUUAGGCAAUUCUGUUUUCUUCUUGAUAAUGAAUCAAAGGGAGAAAUGGUUGAAGUUGGAAAAUACAACUUCUGUGCUUUAUAUAACUUAAAUGAUCCAUAA
Messenger RNA from Saccharomyces mikatae IFO 1815, 1254 nucleotides. RefSeq names its product Rpn14p (gene RPN14). The coding region runs from base 1 to 1254 and encodes 417 amino acids. Lineage: Eukaryota; Fungi; Ascomycota; Saccharomycetes; Saccharomycetales; Saccharomycetaceae. The record is from RefSeq and is a predicted model, not a curated record. The transcript has a single exon. Gene Ontology annotation, molecular function: protein binding.